AUGCGCAUCCACGCGCGGGUGCACACGGGCGAACGCCCCUUCCGCUGCAACAUGUGCCCGAGCGCCUUCACCGACCCGAGCAACCUCAACCGCCACAAGCGCUGCCACACGGGCGAGCGACCCUUCAUGUGCCACCAGUGCAAGCAAAACUUCACCCAGAGCAGCAGUCUGCGGACUCACAUGCUGUAUAAACACGGGCACGAUGAGCUGUACCAGUUCUUUGAAGCUUGUCAACAGCAAUUUCAGCGACAUCAGCACUGCAGGGCCCCAGUGCUGGGCAAGAAGUUUCGAGAGCUGCUGAAAUCUGCUGUUCCCACAACUCUGGCCACAAAAAUAAAAGCACUGCACAGAAAGUACGAGCACAAGAACCACAACGCCGGUGGCGAUUGGAUCCAGUUUGUUCGGCCGAAGAAGUGGCAGCCAAAAGACGGCGAUGGGCGGAUCCAGAAUAUGCGCAAAGCUUGCCACUCUGAAUGCGUUGAAAUUGCUGCCCCUGAGCCACGGUGGUCGAUCUUUGAUGGACCUUCAUGUGUGAGCAAGGACAGACUUUGCAUGCCCUAA
This is a messenger RNA of Rhipicephalus sanguineus (brown dog tick), 561 nucleotides long. Its product is annotated as zinc finger protein 430-like. NCBI's taxonomy places the organism in Eukaryota, Metazoa, Arthropoda, Arachnida, Ixodida, Ixodidae. Gene Ontology annotation, molecular function: DNA-binding transcription factor activity; RNA polymerase II cis-regulatory region sequence-specific DNA binding. The transcript has 5 exons. Gene Ontology annotation, biological process: regulation of transcription by RNA polymerase II. The coding region runs from base 1 to 561 and encodes 186 amino acids. The record is from RefSeq and is a predicted model, not a curated record.